This is a messenger RNA of Acanthamoeba castellanii str. Neff, 1644 nucleotides long. Its product is annotated as Vps51/Vps67 protein. The record is from RefSeq and is a predicted model, not a curated record. Gene Ontology annotation, biological process: Golgi vesicle transport; lysosomal transport; Golgi organization. The coding region runs from base 1 to 1644 and encodes 547 amino acids. Gene Ontology annotation, cellular component: GARP complex; membrane; EARP complex. NCBI's taxonomy places the organism in Eukaryota, Discosea, Longamoebia, Acanthamoebidae. The transcript has 8 exons.
AUGGCGACGUCAGAAGGAGAAGAUGGGGAGAUCAUGAGAAGGCGGCGACGUCUGAUUUUGCAGAACUUUUAUGGGGCGGCAGAGGCAGAGCAGGAGAAGCAGGCCGCCCCCGACCCGGCCAGCAUAGAUAAUGCGGCAUUUGAUCCCGAUCGCUACUUCGAGCGGCUACUCAGGUCACAGGGCGUGCGGCGCCUGUUGAAGACCGACCAAAGCAUGUUGCGGGACAUCAAGAAGCUUGACAGCGACAUGAAGACCCUCGUCUACGAGAAUUACAACAAAUUCAUCAGCGCCACAGACACCAUCCGCGACAUGAAGAGCAACGUGGAGAACAUGGAGGAGGAAAUGCAGCGGCUCACCGCCAACAUGGACACCAUCACCCUCGUCUCUGACGACAUCACUGCCACCCUCGCGCCCAGACGGGAGAAGCUGCACGAGCUGAGCGGAGUGUACCGACUGCUGAAGAAGCGCCAAUUCCUGUUCGAUCUGCCCCGACGUCUCAAGCGUGCGCUCGAGGUCGGGUGGUACGGCCAGGCCGUGGAGCACUACAAGCGUACGCACGGGGUGCUGCGGAAGUACUCCUCGAUCCCCUCAUUCCGCACCAUCCUCCAGGAGUGCGACGAGAUUGUCGCCACCCUUCGCCUCCGCCUCCGCCUCGUCCUCGAAUCCAACGAAGAUCUCAAUGCGGUGGCCGACGCUGCCGGCCUGCUGAUCGACCUCGGUGAGUCCCCUGCUGACCUCCGCUCCAGCUUCCUCUCCGGGAUGGGCAAGCAGCUCGAGCUGAACCUGUCCCAUUUCGAGCAGCUGGCCCUCGACCGCAGCCUCCGCCGAAAAGAGGCAGCACAGCAGCAGCAGCAGCAGCAGCAGCAGCAGGGUAGUGGUAGUGGCGGCGGCGGCGUGUCCUCGCCCCAAACACCACAGCCGCAGCCCUCCGCUGUUCCGCCCGCCAGCGACGGCGGCAACCCGUUCGGCGAAGACGAAGAAGACGAGGAGGAGGAGGAGGGCGAAGGCGAGGAGCGGGCGAGGGAGCUGGAGGAGCGCGAGAAGCAGGCCCGGGCGGAGGCCCGGGAGGAGCGCGAGCUGGAGGAGGUGGUCGGGUUCGUGCGCGAGGUGGACGGGUCCUUCCUCAACCUCUUCCUCCGCUUCAGCGACGCCUACCAGGGCCUCUUCGUGCACCGGCCCGACACCUCGCCCGACGACCGGGCCGCCGCCCUCGGCCUGCUCGACGACUUUGCGCUCGCCCUCUUCCGCCGCUAUCUCGCCCUCGUCCGCACCCACCUCCUCGAGAGCACCAGCCAGGCGAGGUAUGUGGUGGAGGGCCUGCGCGUGGUGCGCGAGGAUCUGCUGGGGCUCAGUGAGCAGCUGGAGGAGCUCUCCCUGCGGCACAUUUCCUCGGACGUCAUCACCAAGACCGUGCAGAAGCUCAUCGAGCAGCGCUUCCAGCACGCCAACGCCGCCAUCCACGACAGUGUGAUGAGCGUGAUGGAGCUGGCCGACUCGGAGGGCGGCGAUCGCAAGCUGCUGCGGCAGCGCGACGGGCAGCAGGUGGCGGAGGUGUGGAGCACCAUCACCCACACCAUCACCGGCCAGGUCGAGGCCUACUUCCAGCAGCUCAAGGCACGUCCCGACAGACGCGGGUUGGAGUGA